This is a messenger RNA of Camarhynchus parvulus, 7046 nucleotides long. It is a transcript of the gene TFAP2B, whose product is annotated as transcription factor AP-2 beta. NCBI's taxonomy places the organism in Eukaryota, Metazoa, Chordata, Aves, Passeriformes, Thraupidae. The record is from RefSeq and is a predicted model, not a curated record. Gene Ontology annotation, cellular component: nucleus. Gene Ontology annotation, biological process: regulation of transcription by RNA polymerase II; anatomical structure development; regulation of cell population proliferation. The coding region runs from base 792 to 2201 and encodes 469 amino acids. The transcript has 8 exons. Gene Ontology annotation, molecular function: DNA-binding transcription factor activity, RNA polymerase II-specific; RNA polymerase II transcription regulatory region sequence-specific DNA binding.
GGUGUUUAACUGCAUAUGAGAGGAUAAUUUCUGGACAUGUAAAUAAAAGCAUAUUGUAUGUGGGGAAAAGCAUCAUAUCUCAUUGUAAAUGAUGAAUCACUUAGUGCAGAGGCAACUUAUCCUUUAUUUUAUCAUAGGGAGGAUUGAAAAAAUAUUAAUUUAAUUUAAUCUAUCUAUCUACGCAUCCAUCCAACCAUCUACUAAAAUAGCAGAUAUAUGCACUGCAUAAUGUGUGUAUUUAAUCCUCUAUACCAACAUAUAUAUGUGUAAAUGUAUAACUAGAUUCACAUACAUGUAUUUAAAUACACUCCUAUAUAAACUAACCAGGUUAGCGUGCACAUGUGCAUAUGUAACAUGCAGUCUCCAUGUGCCCACAUGUGGAAGAAUAUAUAUAAUUUACAUAUCUAAAUGUGGCAACUAAUGUGUCUAUACAUGGAGAAAAGUUGCCUGUUCAGAGAUAAACGUGUGUGUGGGCGCCUGUGUGUGUAAAUGUGUGAUCGUGCAGCUCUGUGUAUGUAUAUAUUUUAUAUGCCUGCAUAUAAGUCUCUAUAUGUGUGUAUAUGUCUAUAUCUAGUCACAUAUAUGUCCGUAGCUAUAUGUAACUAUGUAACAGAUAAUGUUUUUUACUAUCCCAUUGAGGUAGGCUUCUGCAGCCUAUUGUUUCAGACAACAGAUAUAAGUUGCGAUGGAAGAGGAACGUCGGAUUUGGUGUCUGUCCCCCAUUUCCAAUUAUAGAUGGAUCAUUACAGACAGAGAAGUACUGAGAAUCCAGACAUCUGCUCUUCACAUGAAUGCACUCACCUCCUAGAGAACAGCCUGCCAUCAUGCUCUGGAAACUGGUUGAAAAUGUCAAGUAUGAAGAUAUCUAUGAGAUGUUAGUCCACACCUAUUCCGCCAUGGACCGGCAUGAUGGAGUGCCCAGCCACAGUUCCAGGCUGUCCCAGCUGGGAUCCGUCUCGCAGGGACCCUACUCCAGCGCUCCUCCGCUCUCUCACACCCCAUCCUCGGAUUUCCAGCCGCCUUAUUUCCCACCCCCCUACCAGCCUCUUCCUUACCACCAAAGCCAGGACCCUUACUCCCAUGUCAAUGACCCCUACUCCCUAAACCCCUUGCAUCAGCCCCAGCAGCACCCCUGGGGACAGAGGCAGAGGCAAGAGGUGGGAUCAGAAACCGGGUCACUGCUGCCACAGCCUCGGGCCGCCCUGCCCCAGCUCUCGGGACUGGACCCCAGGCGGGACUACCACUCAGUACGGAGGCCAGAUGUCCUCCUGCACUCAGCUCACCAUGGCCUUGACUCCGGCAUGGGGGACAGCCUUUCUCUGCAUGGCAUCGGACACCCAGGCAUGGAGGAGGUCCAGUCAGUUGAAGAUGCCAAUAACAGCGGUAUGAACUUAUUGGACCAGUCUGUCAUUAAAAAAGUUCCGGUUCCUCCAAAAUCUGUUACUUCUUUGAUGAUGAAUAAAGAUGGCUUCCUGGGUGGAAUUUCAGUCAAUACCGGAGAGGUGUUUUGCUCUGUACCUGGCCGCUUGUCUUUGCUUAGCUCAACUUCAAAGUACAAAGUAACUGUGGGAGAAGUUCAGAGACGCCUUUCCCCUCCAGAGUGUCUGAACGCAUCCCUCCUAGGAGGAGUACUUAGAAGAGCCAAAUCGAAAAACGGGGGGAGAUCUUUGCGAGAAAGGCUAGAAAAAAUCGGUUUGAAUUUACCAGCCGGCAGGCGUAAGGCCGCAAAUGUCACUUUACUCACCUCCCUGGUGGAAGGUGAGGCCGUUCAUUUAGCUCGGGAUUUUGGGUACAUCUGUGAAACGGAGUUCCCAGCCAAAGCUGUUUCUGAGUACCUGAACAGACAGCACACGGACCCCAGCGACCUCCACUCCAGGAAAAACAUGCUGCUUGCUACAAAGCAACUUUGUAAAGAAUUUACAGAUCUCUUGGCCCAGGACAGAACGCCCAUUGGGAACAGCCGGCCCACCCCCAUUUUGGAACCGGGCAUUCAGAGCUGCUUGACUCACUUCAGCCUCAUCACCCACGGCUUUGGGGCCCCCGCUAUCUGCGCUGCCCUCACGGCCCUCCAAAACUACCUGACUGAAGCUCUCAAAGGCAUGGACAAGAUGUUCUUGAACAACAACACUGCUAACAGGCACACAUCUGGCGAAGGACCAGGUAGUAAAACUGGAGACAAGGAAGAGAAACACAGAAAAUGAGAGAGAGAGAGAGAGAGAGAAAGAGAGAGAGAGAGAGAGGAAAAAAUUAGAAUGAAAGGAAAAGAGAAAAAAAAUUAAAUAAAUAAAAGGAGAAGAGAGAGAGAUAAUCUUUUAAAACAAAACCGUCUUAAUUUUAGCUUUAAAAAUACUGGAUUGGGCUGUGGAAGAAUUCUAUUAGGUAGGACAAAAUAAUAAUAAUAAUAAAAUAAAAAUAAUAAUAAUAAAAGAAAGACAAUAAUUUAAGAUCAGAGGAGCACAAUGGCGCAAGACCAGUGGUUCAGAGUCUCUUGCCAGGAACAUGUGAAGACAACCACCAGGAUUUUUUCCCCACUUCUGUUCUUUCACAUUUUUUAAAUAAUGAUUGGGGGGGAGGGGAAUAUAAUAAUAAUUAAUAAUAAUAAUAAAAGAAAGAAAUGAAUAACUUAUUGGAAGAAAUCGGAGAAACAUUUUUGGUGUCAGUGCUUUGAUUUCUUGAGCUGCAUGGUCUGUCUUGCUAUCAUUUUUCUUUUUUAUUUUAUUCUUUUUUUUGUUUUGAACAACGUCCUGUUCUCCACCUAGACUAAAACAAUCUUCCAGAGUGUCCCUUUCUGAGCAACCCCAUGGCCUCAUUCCCCUCAGCUCUUCCCACCUCAUCUCACCACCCUGGUUCUGUCUAGACUAGGAAAGGAGGGGAGCUUCCAGACCCCUCACCAAGCCAUCAACACCAGCUGCCUUCACAGCAGCAUGAACUUAACUUUAGGUGCCACCAGAAGGGACGUUCGGGGUCGCCGUGGCUCCGUUGAAUCUGCCAGCUCUGUUUUUUAAGGACUGUUUUGGGUUUUUUUUUCCUGGUCUAGACAGACUCUCUGUUUAGAUUGGCAGCGUUUACAGGUGUGUUUGGGUGCGUGCGUGCCUCUGUGUGUGCAUCUGUGGAUGUGCACACCCGGCUCCCUGGGGGGGAGCAGGGAUCCCGUGUAUGUUUGUGGAUAUAUAUGUAUAUAUGUGGAUAUAUACAUAUAUAUAUAUAUAUAGUAAAUAUGUGUGCAUAGCCACGCAUAUUAGUGCAUGCAAACAUACCUUUGUAAUUUAGUAAUUCUGUCUUUGAUGGUAAAAUGCCUGGUCUAUAAUGGGUUGCAAAAAUUUGGAAGUAAGGUCUGGUACAAUGUCAGCACUAUCUGAUUUCUUAGUUUUCUGAGAUCUCCUCUUUUUCUCUAGGGAGUUUUAUAUUCCAAACUAUGCCAAUGUUUCAGUCUUUAAUUUCCUUGACUAGUGUGUGUGAGAGAGCUCUUCCCCCAUUUUUAAAGAACUGUUAACAGCAACAAAAAAUGAGUGAUAUGAGUAUGUAAUUCUUUCUCAGGAGUAUGCACUAUUUUAUUUUCUUCUGUUUCCUAAAGCUUUGCCCGCUUGGCUUAUGAGCUUCUUCAAAGAGGACUAGAGAUCCCUACACAAUAUAUCAGGUACAGAGAAAAAAAAUCCACAAUUCUGAUAUUCUGAUACCUUUUUAUUUUUUGCUUUUUUUGCUUUUUUCAAAUCAAAGCCAGUUGUUACUGAAUUCUGUAGGUGCACUUCUUUAAAGAAGCUCAAAGGGAAUAAUUUGAACAAGAUAAAAAUAUAAGUUGAAAUCAAGGUGUACUGUUGCAAAGAGAAUAAGAGCUGUGUUGAAUGUUACGGCACUUGCUUGGCACUAGGGUUUUGUACCCAGGGAGGAAAGAGUUGCCAUGUGAGCUGGCUCCUCGUGAUGGGAGUGGGGAGGGUUUGCCAGGGAAUAUCCUGAUUUCUCUGCUCAGUCUGAGGAAAUCUGUUUCUCUUAGAAAGCUUUAAAAAAAAAAAAUGUCUUGUGACUCUUGCUUUGGAACAAGUCAGUGUGGUGAGGGGGGCAAAAACUUCUUAACACCAAUGUUUUCCUUGGUGGUUUGGUGUCUGACAGGAUGUCUUAUGCAUAUGAUUUGGGGUGGUGGGGGUGAAGGGGAAGUCUUAUUUCUUUCCUCUCUCUUUUUUUCUUUUUUCAACAUACAUUUCUCUGCCUUCUCUGGUAAAAAUAAUGCUGAAGUGUAAGGAUAUGAAUUUCUGUUUGGAUUCUGCCAUGUUGGGUAAUUGCAUGUGUUUCUCAGUGGGGUAGGGCUCGUGCACUAACACAUCUUUUUACUUAUGUCAGAACUGGGUGUGGGUAAAUCUCCUGGAGUCUCUGGCAAAAUUCCAGUGGGGUCAGGCCUCCCCCUAGGAUCCCUGUGAAAGCUGCAGAACUCUGUCUCACCAUCCCAAGCAGGCACACCUGAACUCAAAACAGAGAGAGAGAGAGAAACCUUAGCCUUCCUUUCAUUUUGAGAUACCUUCCAAAGUGGAUAGUGAGGGAGAAAUAAUUCUGCAAUGUUCUCAGCAUCCCUUGAUGAAAUGUUCUCAAAAAAAAAGAGCAGAUCCUCUUGUCCCCUUUAGUGCCCUUGGCUCUCUGAGACAUGGUUACAGCUGAGGGCCUGCUCUGCUUUUCAGAUCUUCUUGCAGCCAGGUCUCAGCUCUUGUUCUCUGCUUGUGAUUUGGGCACACGUGGUGAUAGAAAUCCAGGGAUCAUCCAGCCCUUCGUGAGCUGCUUCUUGCUCAGGUACCUUUGGUUCUUCUGGGGCACUGGGGGCUCUCCAGUGAGAAAAUGGGGGAACUGAGGCAGGCAGCCUUCUCCAUGCAUUGUUGGGAUGAGUUGGAGGCAGUCUUAGACCCUGGCAUGUCCCUGCCAGUGAGUUUGGUUGUGGCAGGGAUUGUCACAUCCCUGUGGAUGUCACAGGGGAGGUGUGGUGGUCAAACCAUGGGUCUCCCCACCAGCAGGCUGGGAACCUUCAGAUUGAAAAACAACAUCCAGGCAACCUCCAGUCAUCCUUGCCCCUUGCCAACCACCCCAAAGUUCAUCAGGUUUCUAGGGAAGGACAAUCCAGGCUCCAAUGUGGGGCACGGCCCAGCAGUGAUGCAGAGAAAGGGAAAGAAGGGAUCUGGGGAGGAACAAAUGGCCCCACCUGGAAGCACAGUUCCCUUCUCUGCCUGAUGGGAAUCUCCUGUUUAUUGGAGCAGAGCUCCAGGUGUUGGAUCUUGCCUUCCUCCUGCAAACAGGAUUUGUGAGGAGCCUGUGGGUUCAGCUCUUAAGCAUCGCCCAGCCCAGUGGGGCUUUGGGGUGUGGGGAGAUCCCAAAUUAGCUCUCAGUCUUCCACAUCCCCAGCUGCACGUGCAGGGCCAUGGGAACCUGCCCCCUGCUGCCCAGAGCUUCUAGCUGAAGGCUUUGGGGCCAUGCUGGGAAUAGCCUUUCCUUGUCUUUGGGCAAAUGUAGGGAAUUCUCCUUUUAACUGCAGAGGACAGCGUCCCACCACCACUGUGGGUUAAUGGGGAGAGGGAGCCCUUGGAAUUUCCUGGGGAAAGACUUACAUGUGCAAGGGCCUGAUCCUGCUGCUGCCGAAAUCUUCCCAAGACACAGAUUUGGUCACCUGGACCAUGACCUAAACCUUGAGCAGGUUGAGGGAAGAGUUUCAGUCUGUCCCUUGUGCCUUCUACUUGGAGGAGACAAACUGCAGUGCUCAGGCAAAAUAAAUCCAAAUUCCCACUGAUUGCAGCGGGAUGCCCUCCCCCCACUUUCUCCCCAAAGUGUGGGGACAAAAUUCACAAGGUUUAUGACUUAAUGCAAUCAGGCAGGGAACAGGAGAGGAGCACAUCCCUCUGUCCUUCCCCCCAGCCUCGUGCUGCUCCCAGAGGGAAUUGUGCAUUGCUUGGUGGCUCCUAUCAGUGCUGAGUACAGAGGUUCCCCCCAAAUUAAACUCAGCCUCCCUCUGGAAGGUAUUUUCCUGCUCCCCUCCACUUUCCCAGCCUGACUACUUCUGUUGGCGGGGCACCUCAGACGUUUAUCUGAUAAUUGAGUUAUUAAAAGAUUUGGUUUCCUCGGGAUCAUGAAUCAAUAAACAGGAGGAUUAACAAGGCAGCUUUGCUUUGUAACUCAAGGGAAAAGUUUGAGGAGAGACCAUGAAAAGUUUGUUUUCAAACCAAACAGGUGGGUUGCUGUAAAUUUUAUUUCAUUCUUAGUCUCACUUCUUUUUUUUUUUUUUUUUAAUACCAAUUCUUUAUUUGUCUUUGGAAAUAUUUUUACUUUGGUACGCUCCCUGACUUUUUUUUUUCCUGGUUGUUAUUCACACAAGAUGUGAUGGAAACUAGAAGCCAAUUUCAUGGGAAUCCUUUUACAACCCGAUGGUUUCUUUAAAAUCGGGUUGUGUCUUGUCCCACCUAAUAGAAAUUCUCUGUGAGAAGCUGUUUAAAGUCCCUUUGCACCCUAGACCAAUCUCUUCCCAAAUCCCCAAAUUUGCAUUUGGGGCUGGGAGGGAGCGGGGGAAGGAUGGUUUUAAGACCUUUAGCUGUGCCCUAAGGGCUUAUUCCCUUCUCCUGCUCCUCUCUUUCUGACCGGUUUAUCACACAGACCUGUCCGGCUCUGUUUUAAUACAAUUCUUGGAGAAUUUGGUGCUUGUUUCAGCUGCCGUAAGCAUUUACCAGAUCGACCCAGACAACCUCCCCCUCCCCUCCGGCUUCCCUGUGUGAGAGAGACCAUAGACUUUUUACAAAUAGUAUAUUUUCUUAUACAAAGGGGAAAAAAAAGUAAAAGAAAACAUCCCCAAACACACUGGCAAACGCCUGAACAUUUUGAGAGAGACGAAACACUGUGUGCCAGCAAGAAAUAAAGGCAAAAAAAAAAAAACAAACAAACCCCAAAAAAACACAAAGCUAUGAAAAAACGGAUGAGAAACUGGAAAGAUGAAAGACAAAAAUAAUAAAAAAUUCUCCUUUUAUGCCCCAAACGAUCCCUUUCACCUCCUCUUCUUGAAAAAUCUGACCAUGCAGUGAGAAAUA